This is a messenger RNA of Exophiala aquamarina CBS 119918, 1479 nucleotides long. RefSeq lists its product as uncharacterized. Gene Ontology annotation, molecular function: nucleic acid binding; tRNA-intron lyase activity. Bases 1 to 1479 code for a protein of 492 amino acids. The transcript has a single exon. The record is from RefSeq and is a predicted model, not a curated record. Gene Ontology annotation, biological process: tRNA-type intron splice site recognition and cleavage; tRNA splicing, via endonucleolytic cleavage and ligation. Gene Ontology annotation, cellular component: tRNA-intron endonuclease complex. Lineage: Eukaryota; Fungi; Ascomycota; Eurotiomycetes; Chaetothyriales; Herpotrichiellaceae.
AUGGCCGCGUCGACCUUUGUCUCUGAGUCCAUGCGACCCUCGUCUGCAAACUCUGGUCCUCCAAGGCGUCCCCGAAAACCCGACUACAAUCACAUACAUCGAAACCUUCUCCCCGUACCGGUCUAUCCCCUCCCUCCACUGAUCCCUCAUAAUCCGUUAUCUUUGGUGGCCAUCGCGCUCUCAUAUCUUGUACAAGUCCUUGCAACUCCUCCUCGACCAACGUACAAGGGUUAUUUUUCAUCCGCAACAUCUUCCAUCCAUGUCACAGAUGCCGACACCAUUCGUAAACUCUGGGAGAUGGGCUUCUUCGGCCGAGGGAAUCUCAGUCGCAGCGAACCUACAUGGCUGGAAAAUCGAAAGAAAAAGGGUGUGACCGCCGAGGAAAAUACAGCACAGAGAAGGCAAGAAAGGAGACGACAGAAAUUAGAGCGAGCCCGGAAAGAGCAAGAGGAAGUCGAUCAGAAACUGUCGGAUGAGUCUCAACCAAAUGGCAGGGCGAACGGCCAUGUCAACGGCGCUCACCAAGAAAACAUCCUGAAGACGAAUGCCACGGACAUAAGCGACAUAGGGAGUGUCUUGGAUUCGGCCAGCGGACCCGUGACAUCUGAUGUAGUAGAAGAGGAGAAGGAGAAUGGGCCCAUACAGGGGUUUGACGAGUGGAAGAGAUCUAUCGAGGCGAACGGGAUCCUGACCCCUCCACCGACAUCGACGUCGUCCGAGGCAAGCCACAUUGAAGGUCGUCCCACACAACGGUUACAAAGAACGAAAACCGUGCGUUUCUCCCCCACCAUUGAGGCCAGGGAAUUCGAUCUGAGUUCACCGGUGAUAUCACCCAUCAAAAGUCCAGGGUCUUCGCCGCUCGAACCCGCAACUCCCAUUGAGGCCGCCCCGGUUCAAGAGGCCCAGGAGCAUCUGACUUUAUCCACAGAAGAAGCGUUCUUUCUCUCGUACGGCCUUGGAGUAUUAGACGUGUACUGCGACGAUAGUGAAACGGUCCUACCUUCAAGUUCACUUCUUUCGUUGUUCCGCCGUCAUUCCUACCAUCCUCCGCGGUCAAUAUCAAUGCCCGCGGCUCCCGACGAUCCCUUUAUAGUAUCCUACGCAGUCUACCAUCACUACCGCUCACUCGGGUGGGUUGUCCGCUCCGGCAUCAAAUUCUCCACCGAUUAUCUGCUCUACAACCGUGGGCCGGCAUUCUCACACGCCGACUUCGCGGUCGUCAUUGUCCCAUCAUACAGCGACCCAUACUGGACAGGCGACGACAAAAAGCAACAAUCGAAGGACUGGUGGUGGCUGCACGGCGUCAACCGGGUCCAGGCCCAGGUCCGAAAACAGCUCGUCCUGUGCUACGUGGACAUCCCCCCACCGCUGAAGGAGGAUGAAAAGCGAAAAGACGUCGAUAUUGGACUGCUACUUUCCCGAUACAAGGUUAGAGACAUCAAUGUCCGACGCUGGACUCCCAACCGGAGUAGAGACUAG